AUGACUUCCGGUAAGGGGGGCGUGGGUAAAACUACCGCAACUGCCAAUGUUGGGACCGCCUUGGCCCUUCGCUCCAAUCGGGUUGCCGUCAUCGACACUGACAUCGGAUUGCGGAAUCUCGACGUGGUGAUGGGCCUCGAGAACCGCAUCGUGUACGACCUGGUUGACAUCGUCGAAGGGCGCUGCCGCCUCGAACAGGCGCUGAUCCGUGAUAAACAUGCCGGCGAACUGUACCUGAUCGCGGCGGCGCAAACCCGGGACAAGGAUUGCAUCACGACCCAACAACUCGUCGGAUUGUGCGAAAGGUUGGAAGACGAUUUCGACUACGAGGCUCUCGUCGUUACCACUCCUGAAGUUUCAGCCAUACGCGACGCUGACCGCGUGAUUGGCCUUCUUCAGGCGGCCGAAAUCCGCGAUAUCCGGCUCAUCAUCAAUCGCAUCAAACCCGAGAUGGUUCGCCAGGGCAACAUGAUGGACGCAUCGGACGUCUUGGAAAUGCUUGCCGUUGACGCCGUCGGUUUGGUCCCGUCCGAUGACCGCGUCAUAACCUCUACCAACAGCGGGACACCUGUGGUGUACGACGGCCAAUCGGCUUCCGGUCGCGAGUUCGUGCGUAUCGCCGCCCGCAUCGACGGCGAGCAUAUACCGUUGAUCGACCCGCUUGACGAAGCGCCGACGUCCAUCAUGGACAAAGUGCGCAACAUCAUGGGGAUCAACCGCAAGGCUUCCGCCCAUGUUUGA
Geodia barretti is the source of this 741-nucleotide messenger RNA. The record is from the annotation of a GenBank genome assembly. Lineage: Eukaryota; Metazoa; Porifera; Demospongiae; Tetractinellida; Geodiidae.